UCCGUUUGGUUUCUCGCAGUCAGUCCUGCGGCGGCGACCGGCGGCUCUUCUCCCUCCAUUUUUCGGUUCUUAAAAAUUAGUUUAUUAUUAUUAUUAUUUAUUAAGAGCUUAAAAUGGAGGUUCACCUUCCUGAUUGAAUCCAAGCGCUGCAUAAGUCAGUGGAAGCUCGUUGGAGUUUGGAAGUUCUUGCAGGCAAGGUGUUCGACGAAAGGCUUUAUACGAAAAAUCCCCAAAUGCUUGUGUUCUUCUGGCCUGUGCAUUGAUAAAAGGAACAAAAGAUACGAUCUUUUUCAGUUGCAAUGGUCGGAAAGCCUGGAUUUUCGUUUGCUAGGAUGCUCCUAAGCAAAGGCAAUGGCUGCAAGGAGAGACAGUUUUUCUUCUUUUUCUAUAGCCCUAGCUUGAGGUCUUCUGCGGGGAAUAGCUACUCUUCUACUGCUAAAGUGGCCGCGGAAAAGGCCGGCGAUCGGAUGGCGGACCAUUUCUUGGUGAACUAUCUCACUGACUCACUCAACUUCUCCAGAGAUGACGCCAUCUCCGCUGCCGCAAAGGUAAGCCAAUUCAAAUCUCAAACAAAACCCGCCAUAGUUGUGAAGUAUCUGCAACAGAUAGGUAUGGAGCCAACCCAUAUCAGGGCUGCAGUUUCCAGGUUUCCAAAAUUGCUAUUCUCUGACCCUGAGAAAACCCUUAAUCCCAAAAUUCAGUGCCUCCAAGAACUCGGGAUGUCCGGGCCAAACCUUGUCAGUUUUAUCACUAGGGAUGCUUCCUUUCUUUCUAGAGGAUUAGAGACUCAUUUGAGACCUGCAUUACAUUUUCUCAAAGAAGCAGCAGGUAGUAACCAUAAUGCCUUGAAAGCUUUAAAGAGAUCUGGUUGGUUGCUUUCUUAUGGUAGUUACAAAACUAUGGAAGAGAAUGUACAGGUGUUGCGAAAUUUGGGGUUUCCUGAUGAGAAAAUCCAACAGUUUGUAAUGGCAAGACCGAGUUAUUUGACAAACAAGUCUGGUUGGAUUGUCAAGAUUCUGAAUAGAGUAGAAAAGGAGUUUGGGAUUCCUCGAAGCGCCCCAAUGUUUUACAGUGGAGUGUUUGUCGCGACUGCGCUGAGUAAAUCAACUGUGGACAGGAAACUCGAAAUCUUGAGGAGCUUUGGGUGGUCGAAUUCAGAAAUUUCUACCAUGGUGCAAAAACAACCUCAUUCUUUAACUGUAUCAGAGGUUAGGUUGAAAAGGGUGCUGAAUUUUUUAAUGAAGGAGCUUGGCUAUAGCUCCCAUUACUUGGCUUUUCGCCCCAUGUUUCUUAUGUCUAGUUUGGAGAAGAAGACCAUCCCUCGGAGUCAAGUGUUGAAGAUUCUUAAAGAAAAUCAGCUGAGAGCAUGCUCACUCUUUACCGCAAUAUCAUUGACUGAAUCAAAGUUUUCUAAUGAUUAUCUGCUACCCCACAAGGAUAAGCUGCCUGAAAUGUAUCAAAGAUACAUAACAAGUAUGGAGAUGUAGAACAUGCAGACAUUUGUUCAUCAAUGCUUUUCCUCUUCUUUCUAUAGUUGUUCUAAGUUUUGUGGGGAUUGAUUGGAUUUGCUCAAAUGCUCUUCAUAAUUGAUGAAUCAUUAAAGAUGUGCAGAGAUUCCGUUCUUUCUUUAAUUCAAGGCGUAAAGCAGGGACAUUGUUGAUACAAUCUGAUCAUUAGUUGGACUUGGCCUGCAGUAUGGUCAUUAUAUAUUGUACUUUUUAAGUUCAUUGUUCAUUUCUCGGACAGGAUCAUACUAUGAUUAGUUAGUUUAUAUGAAGUUUUUUACUUUUCCUUAAACUGAUCAAUUUGCAGAUC
Ipomoea triloba (trilobed morning glory) is the source of this 1815-nucleotide messenger RNA. RefSeq names its product transcription termination factor MTERF4, chloroplastic-like. The coding region runs from base 300 to 1487 and encodes 395 amino acids. The transcript has a single exon. Gene Ontology annotation, molecular function: double-stranded DNA binding. Gene Ontology annotation, biological process: chloroplast organization; regulation of DNA-templated transcription. Gene Ontology annotation, cellular component: chloroplast. The record is from RefSeq and is a predicted model, not a curated record. NCBI's taxonomy places the organism in Eukaryota, Viridiplantae, Streptophyta, Magnoliopsida, Solanales, Convolvulaceae.